AUGCCCCCCAACGUCCUCGCACGCAUGUCCGAGAUGCCAAGUCGUGCGGAGAUGCAUGAGGCCCCAACGGGUGCUGCUGCUGUUCCGCAGGCGUCACCUGAUGUCCAGGUUGAGGUAAGGGGCAGUGGCCACUUGCCCUCGGCCUGGCGCACCUGGGAGGAGGUGACGUUCCCACCCCGCGUGCGGGCGCCGCUGGUGUCGGCGGGCUUCCCGGCACCGACGGCGAUCCAGCAGCAUUCAUGGCCAAUUCUCACUGCAGGCCGCGAUUUGAUCGGGGUUGCGAAGACAGGCUCUGGCAAGACGCUCGCCUUUCUCCUUCCCAUCUUCGCGCGGCUACUGGAAAGCAAGGCCGACCUUCGAGGGCCUCCGGCGGCGCUGGUGCUGGCGCCCACCCGCGAGCUUGCCUGUCAGAUUGAAGUGGAGGCGAAACGCUUUGGAGCCACGGCGGGCAUGCGGGCUGCCUGCCUCUACGGGGGCGCCCCCAAAGGGCCGCAGCUCGCAGAGCUCCGACAGAGGCCUCAGCUGCUGGUGGCCACGCCGGGGCGCCUCAACGACCUCCUCGAGCCUCCGCCAGGACUGUCCGUCGCUGUGGACGUGAAGUCUGUGCGCUAUCUGGUCCUGGACGAAGCAGACCGCAUGCUGGACAUGGGCUUCGAGCCCCAGAUCCGGAAGAUCAUCGCCGGACUUCCACAGGACCGCCAGACCGUGAUGUUCACGGCGACCUGGCCUCUGUCCAUCCGCCGCCUGGCAGCGGACUUCCUGCGGGAUGCUGCGGAGGUCCGCGCUGGCGAAGUGGACGAGCUGCGAGUGAAUCCAGACAUCACCCAGCACGUGGUGUUCUGCUCGGACAUGCGCGACAAGGAGGAGUGGCUUGACAAGAUCCUGCGAGAGAGCGGCAGCGACCAGGCCAUCGUCUUCGUGAACACGAAGAGGAUGUGCGAGGUCGUCUCCUUGCGGACUCCCAAUAGCAUGGCCAUCCACGGGGACAAGGACCAGCGCGAGCGGGACUUGGCCUUGGGCCACUUCAAGUCCGGCUCCGUGCGUGUGCUGGUGGCCACGGACGUGGCUGCCCGCGGGCUGGACAUCAAGGCCGUCAAGGUUGUGGUGAAUUUCGACCCUCCGAAUCGCGAGGAGGACUACGUCCAUCGCGUGGGCCGAACGGGCCGGGCUGGGCAGAAAGGCCUCGCGUGGACCCUCCUGACCAACGAGGACGGCGCGGCCGCACGGAGCAUUGCCGCUUGGCCGCGUGGCAUCGGCGUGCCCGCCGAUCUCGGACUCGUGGACGGACUUUGCUGCGACACUUUGUAUCCGGGGGCGCAUUCUAAGUUCCCGUUCGCUCAAGACAACAAUGGCGUGGUGGUGCAGCCAGUGCAGGCAACACUGCAAGGCUACCGCCACGUAUUGUUCUGGCUGCGGCCAGCAUUGGGAAGAAACAGCUUCUUCCUACACCUCGCCUGCGCAGGCGGUGCCGUGGAAGGAGGACACGUGGCGAGGACAUUCGCCGCGGCGGAGACAAUCGCCCAGGCGCAAGAGCAAGGAAAGAACCAGACACCGACGACUACAAGCCGUUUGCAGACUUUGCCCACACCGCCCAAGCCAGCUGCUGUUGCAGCUCCGGUGGUCUCCUCACUUCCAGAGGAAAGCCCGCCGCCACCUUCGGACUUAAUGGUUGCUCUCCUGAAGAGUCGGGACACCUUGCCAGCAGAGGUCAGGGCAUUGUUGGAUGCCCAGGCCAGCACCGAGCACCGUGUGGCUGCCAAGAUGCUCCACAAAUAUGUGGCCCUAAAGACGGCCGCAGAACGUGGACUGGCGGAUGUCCAAAGAGCUCGUGCCCACUAUGCUCAAGAGUGGGGCACAUACCUAUCGGCGCUCGGCGAUCUCCUACAACAGCAGAUGGUGGAGAAACAGACGGCGAUGGAAGAGUUCCGACAGACCGAGGACCGCUGGCGAUUACAGCUGGCCACAGCAACCAAGUCAUUGGCUCAGGCCUCAGGUGCCACGACAGGGAUAGUGGACCUCGAGGCAGAUGGUGCAGAGCUCCCCGAACCGGACAUGGUUAUCGAUGUGGACGCAGAGGAUGCAACAAAGCCUCUGACAGCCGAAGCACUGACAGACAAGGAGGCUGGACUGCUGGAGUCGCUCAAGAAGGCCAGCCAUUCGGCCGACAGCGAGAUCCAGGAGUUGAAGGCUCACCUCGAUGCCCGAGUGGAUGUGGUGAGCCAAAAUUCUCCGCGGACGUUCGCCAUAGCGUCUGUGUUGAGCAAGACUACGUCAGCAAAUGGCUGGCGCAGGCAAUCGGGCUUUGCAGGCAACACGAGGUCAGGAUGGAAGCUCUUGGCUUACGGCGCACGCCUUUCCACUUUGCAGAUCCGAGAUGCCAGGAAGAAUCGCCGUCUGGGACACUUUUUGACCUACGGCCCAUCGCCCGGCAUGUGCCCAAGUUGUGGCCUCGACGUGACCCAGAAGUCUUCGGGGGAACCGCCGGCAGUGUGUGUCUUGGGCAUGACACAACCGCCGUCGGCCCUUCAGGUCAUUACGCCUUUUCGGGGUCUUGUGGAACCCCUGUUGUCUCCAUUUGUUGAGACACGUCUGCCGCCUCUGCCCUUAUGUGAAAGUGAGCGGCUGCACUUCCAGAACAUGUGCAUUCCUGCUGAAGUGGGCAGCGACAUCGAGAUCGGACCCCUGUCGAGUCUCGCCGUUUGCUCUUCUGACCCUCUUGCGGUUUCACUUACCCUCAAGCCAGCAAAUGCAUUCCCCGAAGCUGCAAGAGCUUCGCCGACACAACUUGACUCGCUCUCGGUCGCGACCCGGCCAUCCAUUACACACUGCGCCGGCUCGGCUGAUGCCGUUUCUCUGACUGCGCCGCAGGCCCCGCGUGCCAUCUUGCAGCAGGCGAUAAAGAGUGGGUUGUUGAGCCCCGGUUUUUCCUACCUACCACCUUUGCAGACUGUUCAAGGCGGUUCCUUGUCGACCCUUGCUGACGGUUUCCCAGAUGCCGAAGCUGGUCUGUUGCCACGCAUCAUCCCUGCCGCCCUUGGUAGGGAGUCCAUACUGGAUCUGCAAGCCCACGCUGCCCUGGCAACUGUUUUCCCUGCCUGGCUCUCAACGCCAUGUGAGACGGAGGGUGAGCUUGCGGUGUUUGACCCAAUCCGGCAGAUGACAUCGUUCGCCUACACCAGGAAACAAUCACUCGGUGAAGUACUCUCUACUGUGGUUGAGAGGGCUCCUUUCGCCAUUGCAUCUCUGAGAUUCAUUUCACCGCUUCCCUCCUUUCCGUCGCUGCAGAUUGUCCUGACUCCUUCCGGAUUGCCUGCAGACAUGUAUGCACUACCAAUUGAUGGCCGCCCGGCUUUUCCGUCCGUGUGCACGGUAAAUGUUGCGGCUGGGGGCAUUUGCAGUCAAGUUGCGGACGAUCCUACACAGUUGCACUCCCUCCAGUUGCGGGCCCUGCCUCCGACCGCCUCUGACGUUCAGGCUGCUCAGUCCGGUCCCACAGGUGCAAGCUCAUAUAGCGAUGCACGUUUGGGCCUGCCAGCGACGAGCCGGAUCGCCACGCCGCAGGGCCGAUGUCGAAUCUCCGCUUGCUUCGCCAAAACUGAUGAACCGUGCAUCUUGCAGCUGGCUGAUUGCAUCCCGCAGCCCAAGCCGGGCCUGGCAACCGGGGUUGUUCCGGGGAUGCUUGACGAGCUUCUCUCAGGUCAUAAACUUGCGUCACUCCACACUGAAGUUCCGGCACUCCGCCGCCUAGAUGACAGUAUGAGAGCAGCUUGGAAUUCACUACCACCGUGGCAGCCGUGCGAAGCCCUUGAAGCACUUUUUCUUUAUACAGAUGGCUCCUGGGAUCCCCACUCCAAGUGCGCGGCUUGGGCAGUGGUUUGCGUUGCAAGACAGAAGGGAGAGCCCAGACGGGUCGGCUGUGCAUCCGGCAUCUGUUGCGACCUGGAUGAUCUUGACAUGAACGCUUAUCGUGCAGAAUGUGAGGCACUGCUUCAUGCCCGUAGCAUCGGCCUUACCUGUAGGCCUGUGCCUGUCAUCAUCGCUUCUGAUUGCUCCUCGGCACUUGGUUCCACGCACGGGCAGUCUGUGUCGCCUGCCUCGGACUGGAUAAGUGAAACUGCAAUAUCCUUGAUGUUUGCCGGGGCGGCGCAUGGCCAACACACUCAGUCAAUAUGGAUCCCCGCUCACGAGGCUUGCUUUCUAAAUGGUCUGGCUGACGCUCUAGCGCACGCAGGCGCCACUGGCGGCACACUGCUGUCCAUCAGGACACACACACACACUCCUGCAGGAGGCUCGUGA
Messenger RNA from Symbiodinium natans, 4296 nucleotides. The record is from the annotation of a GenBank genome assembly. NCBI's taxonomy places the organism in Eukaryota, Dinophyceae, Suessiales, Symbiodiniaceae.